CCCAUUAGGGGCGGGUCCCCAUGGGGAAUGGGGAAUUCCCUCCCGUUUGCCAUCCCCAGGGCUGAUCCUUGAGUUCACGGCCCAAGGAGGAAAAAAUUGAUCGGUGUCCAUCAUGAUCAAGGGUUUUGACCCUGAAACGAAGUGAAGUUGAGCGAAGAUGUUGCAGAGGACGAUAAAAUGGUACGAAUCCCCGUUGAAUUUGAAAUCGAAGCAAUUAAGUCAACUGGUUCUUUCCAAACAUUCUUCUUCUUCUUCGCCAUUUGGAGAAACAGACGACAUUCCAACUUCGUCAGGUAUCAGCAGGCCUCUCGCUGAAAUUCUUAAACAACUCAACAAGAAGGUCCCCGAUUCCCUCGUCCGCCAACGUAUUGAUGAUGGCUUUUCUACCAAAUACAUGCCCUGGCAUGUUGUGAAUAGGAUCAUGAAUUUACAUGCUCCAGAAUGGUCUGGUGAGGUUCGCAGCAUUACGUAUUCAUCUGAUGGAAAGUCGGUCUCUGUUGUUUAUCGUGUCACACUAUAUGGGACUGAUGCUGAGAGCUGGCUGAUUGAAAAUGUGUUAAUGCUGAAACAUUUUGUCACAUUCCUUCGUAUGGGUGAGGUGAGGGGAUUGUUUGGUGGAACUAACCUUUUCAGCUGUUAAGAGCACAUACAAGCUUGAAAUCUUGACCUUGGCUUCACAUAUUAUCUUGGCUAUUUUUAUAUCUCGCUGUGUGGUUUUCCUUAUCCUGUAAUACUAAUGGUUUUUAUGGUGCCUACAUUAAGUACCCCAAUCGAAUUUUAUAUUUUCCUUAUGAUUUUUUUAAUUGAAAUUGAGUCUUAGGCUAA
This is a messenger RNA of Mercurialis annua (annual mercury), 825 nucleotides long. Its product is annotated as DNA repair RAD52-like protein 1, mitochondrial. The transcript has 4 exons. Lineage: Eukaryota; Viridiplantae; Streptophyta; Magnoliopsida; Malpighiales; Euphorbiaceae. Gene Ontology annotation, molecular function: DNA binding. Bases 158 to 640 code for a protein of 160 amino acids. Gene Ontology annotation, biological process: double-strand break repair via homologous recombination. The record is from RefSeq and is a predicted model, not a curated record.